AUGAUUCCUGAGUUGUGGAUAAAGGCGAACUGUGUUACUCAAAUAUUAUCAAAACAAAAAUUGGAGAGAUACAAACAUCUGUUGAAGUGGAAAAAUAAUGAAACGAUUCUAGAGUUUGGUGCGGCAUAUGGAAAUACUUCAGUCAACUCAGUGCUACCAGUAUUGCCAAAGGAUUAUAAAGAAUAUGUUCUAACGGAUAUAUCACCUAAUAUGGUAGAGCACAUGAAGAAGAAUCUAAAGAUACCUAGAAGUAAAAUUAUUCGACAUGAUAUUGCUUAUUUCAAAAUAUUUUAA
Diabrotica balteata is the source of this 294-nucleotide messenger RNA. NCBI's taxonomy places the organism in Eukaryota, Metazoa, Arthropoda, Insecta, Coleoptera, Chrysomelidae. The record is from the annotation of a GenBank genome assembly.